This is a messenger RNA of Humulus lupulus (European hop), 2274 nucleotides long. RefSeq names its product probable folate-biopterin transporter 9, chloroplastic. The record is from RefSeq and is a predicted model, not a curated record. Gene Ontology annotation, cellular component: membrane. Bases 272 to 1906 code for a protein of 544 amino acids. The transcript has 2 exons. NCBI's taxonomy places the organism in Eukaryota, Viridiplantae, Streptophyta, Magnoliopsida, Rosales, Cannabaceae.
ACUGGAAUCCUCUUCAUCUUUUAAUUUUUUUUAAUUAUAUUUUAUUAUAAAAACUUUUUAUUUUCCUUUUUCUCAUUAUUAGACUCUUCUAGAUUUCUGUCUUAUCACUCUUCUUAUUAUAGAUUCUUUGUUUUUGCUAGUAAUGAUACCAAUCUUGUUGUUAUACUAGUUACUUUUCGUUUGGUUUUCGUUCUGAAGUUUAUAUCUUUAAAAGGAAAAAGAAAAAAUACUCAUUUUCAGCCAAAAGCCUUGAACCCCAUUACACAAUAUUAUGAUUUGCCAAUUGGGUUCGUGUGAAAAUCCAUGGAGGAUAACGAAUAUCACUCCCCAGAUCUUGAAGAGACCUCCAUUGAAGAAAUCUCUCUUGUACUCAAAACCAGUCCUUUGUUUUCAUCCCCAGAACCCAUAUACGAUAAACAGAGCAAUAAAACGCAGAACCCACCUGGUAAAUCCCACCUUCUCAUUCAAGACCAAGGUUUUUCACGAGAAAAACGAACAGAGAAGUGGGGCUCUGGUCGGUGGCCCUGAGAUGUUGGAUUUGUGUGGACUUGGGUAUUGGGUUCAGGGCUUUAGAUGUUUUCCAUGGCUGGCUUUGAAUUUCCACAUGACUCACAAUCUCAACUUGCAUCCCUCCAUUCUGCAGCUCGUUCAGAACUCCGGUAACCUUCCCAUGGUGGCCAAGCCUUUAUAUGGGAUCUUAUCUGAUGCUUUUUACAUCAAUGGCGCUCGUAGAAUACCUUAUAUAUCUAUAGGAGUUGUUUUGCAGAUUUUGUCUUGGGGGUCCCUUGCAUUGAUCCCAGUUGCUGGUCAAUCCCUUCUCACCGUUAUGACAAUUGUUCUUUUCAGUAAUUUUGGAGCAUCUAUCGCAGAAGUUGCCAAGGAUGCUCUUGUUGCCGAGUAUGGUCAAAAACACAAUUUGAAUGGUCUCCAAUCUUAUGCUUUGAUGGCUUCAGCUGCUGGUGGAAUCCUUGGCAACUUACUAGGUGGAUUUUUCUUAAUGAAGGCACCACCUAGAACCAUGUUUCUUCUUUUCACAGUUUUGCUUUCCAUUCAAUUUGGGCUUUCCUUAAGAACAAGUGAGGAAUCUCUAGGCUUAGGGAAAUUGCCGGAUAACAGACUUGUGGAAAAAUCAAUUCUAGAAAGCUUUGGAACACAGUUUUCUGAGUUAAGAAUGGCCAUCAGCGAUGAGAGCGUAUACCGCCCUCUCGUAUGGAUUAUAGCUUCUAUUGUUUUGGUUCCAAGCCUGUCAGGAUCCAUCUUUUGCUACCAAACACAAUGUCUAAAUCUUGACCCUUCAAUCAUUGGCUUGUCAAGAGUAGUUGGUCAGUUAAUGCUUCUCUCCAUGACUAUUCUUUAUAACCGAUACUGGAGACAAGUUCCCAUGAGGAAUUUGGUUAGUGCAGUUCAGAUUGCUUAUGCUGGUUCUGUUCUUCUUGACCUUAUUUUGAUGAAACAGAUUAAUCUCAAGCUGGGAAUUCCAAACGACAUCUUUGCUCUUAUUUUCUCUGGAUUGUCCGAAACUAUUGCACAAUUCAAGUUGUUACCUUUCUUAGUUCUAUUUGCUAGUUCAUGUCCUCCAGGUUGUGAAGGGUCUCUCACUUCAUUCUUGGCAUCAGCUCUGUGCUUGUCAUCAAUAACAAGUGGUUGUUUGGGCAUUGGAUUGGCUCUUGUGCUUGGAAUAACAUUAGGUGAUUAUUCAAGGCUGCCUUUGGGAAUAGCAGUACAGUUCAUUGCAGCUAUGGUUCCUUUGUUAUGGAGUCACCAUUUACCUAUGUCACAAGGAUCUGCCAGGGAGAAGAAGAAAGGCAUGAGUAAAAGAACUCGGCGAAUCAGAAGGAUUGGAAGAGUUGUUCUUGGAUCAAUCUAUGUUUACCGACGGGAAAGAGAAUCUGAGAUGCAGAGUUGAAGAGAAGAAGCUAGGCUAUAGCUAGCUUGUUCAACAGGUAACUUUCUUCUAGAGUUUCUUCAAGGAUGAUGGAGAAGAGGAAAGUGGAAGUCUUUGAGAUGAGGCUUAGGAAAUUUUCCAACAUUAACUUGAGCUGAUGAGUCACACAAGGCCCUCCCUCCCAUUUCUCCAGACUGACUUUAAGAUGAAGUAUUUGUAUGAGGUGAGGUCAAUGAUUCAUCCUUGUAAAAAUGAUUUUGAUCUGAAAGAGUGUAAUUAAUCCUUUGCAAGAAAAUUUCGGCUCAGUUGCACUGUAAAUAUCAUGAAAUUUGAGAGCAUUGAAUUUGAAUAUCUAAAAAUUGUGUCAUAAUAACCAGGUAGUGUGUGCG